Molecule: messenger RNA, 2228 nt
Organism: Alosa alosa (allis shad)
Lineage: Eukaryota; Metazoa; Chordata; Actinopteri; Clupeiformes; Clupeidae
Gene: stx12l
Product: syntaxin 12, like
Exons: 10
Coding region: 896-1708 (270 amino acids)
Biological process (GO): vesicle fusion; intracellular protein transport; vesicle-mediated transport
Cellular component (GO): postsynaptic recycling endosome; synaptic vesicle; synaptic vesicle membrane
Molecular function (GO): SNARE binding; SNAP receptor activity
Source: RefSeq, a predicted model, not a curated record
UCAAGACUACAAGAUUGACAAAAGACAUACCCUUGUUAGCUUGUGGAUUUGCCUGCAUAUUUUCAGCACUGAAUUGCAUAUAGUUAGCUGAGUUAGCUAUUUAGUUUGAUAUGAGCCAGCUUAUAAUGCUGUGACAUUUAUUCAACCAAUAACCUACUAAGUUAUGCAUUUGUGACAAAUCCACCUUGAACAAAAUUGCAGAUCUCCUCUCACUAAAGCCAAGUGAUUCUGUCAGUGCCUUCUCCACCGCCCCCGCCCCCACUCCACGCCAUGCCAGCAUCAUGUGAGGGAAGCUCAGCAUUUCGAACCCAUUAUAACGAGUCCUAUGAAAGUCAUGAGACCGACACCAUGCCCUACUGGUCUCCAAUCAGCUCAUCUCAGGCUCGCCAGAUCGCUAGUUUCCAUAGCCAUACCGUUCGGAAUUCUGUCACAUUGUAGGCUGCAUUUAUUUCUGACGAUUAAAUAUUUAAAGACAACUUAUGAAGUUGAAAAAAUAAGACAUGACCAAGUUUGUUUUCACUGGUGUCGUAAAUUAAGGCUAAACUCAUUAUCCUGUCUAUUUGUGAAUAUGCUAUUCCAUUCCACAGACGACUUAUAAAUAUACGGAAAACGUGAGUUAAAAUACCAGCCUAUGUGAAAACUUGUCUGAGCAAAAAAAGAUUGUCUUUUUGAAAAGAUAAUAUUCCUGCAUGCGUGCGGAUUAGUGUCAUCAGCGUGUGACGUAGCGGUCUAGGGCUGGGUUUUUAGAACGCUCUUUUAUAAUACAAACUAGGUGAAACAGAAGACCGUGGUCUCUCCGUCAAGUAGGCUACCCACAAUAUCUAUAGACCACAGGUUCUGCAAAAGCUGCCCAGCUUCUUUAGAAUUAUAGUGGCUGUCUGACGUGGCCGCAAUUAUGUCAUACGGGAGGGCAGACAGCUACCGCUCGCAGCCGCGGGAUUUCAACAACCUCAUUCAGACAUGCAGCACCAACAUCCAGAAAAUCACCCAGAACACUGGGCAGAUGAAAACCAUGCUGUACCAGUUGGGGACGAGACAGGACACACCUGAGCUCCAGGAAAGGCUUCAGCAGGUGCAGCACUACACAAAUCAGCUGGCUAAGGAGACUAACAGACACCUGAAGGAACUGGGAUCUCUUCCUCCUCCCCACUCACCUUCAGAGCAGCGUCAGCAGAAGAUCCAAAAGGACCGUCUGAUGAACGACUUCUCAGCAGCCCUCAACAACUUCCAGGUGGUGCAGCGUCGUGCUGCUGAGAAGGAGAGGGAGUCAGUGGCCAGAGCCCGCGCUGGGACCCUCCUGACGGAGGAGGAUGGGCUUCGAAAACCAGAUGAGCAACUUGUGACUUUUGAAAGCAAUGAGGAAAGGAGUCUUAUUCAGACCCAGGCGGAGGAGAUGCCCAUCACAGAGGAGGAUCUAGAGGGCAUCAGAGAAAAAGAGACCAACAUCAGACAGCUAGAGUCAGACAUAAUGGACGUGAACCAGAUUUUCAAAGACCUGGCAGUAAUGAUCCAUGACCAGGGGGAGAUGAUAGACAGCAUUGAGGCGAAUGUGGAGAGUGCAGAGACACAUGUGGACAGAGGGGCUGAACAGCUGCAGCGGGCUGCUUAUUACCAGAGAAAGUCCCGGAAGAGGAAGUGCAUCCUGGCCAUCAUCCUGGCCCUGGCCCUGACCAUACUGGCCAUCAUCAUCUGGCAGGCCUCCAAAUAAAGCACACAGCCAUGCAGAUACAUAGCACAUGCAACGGGAGACAUGUCAGGCUAUGAGUAGAGAUAGAGAGAGAGAGAGAGUGUGAGUGUGUGUAGGUGUGCAUGCGUGUGUAUGAAAAAGACAGAAAGAGAGAGAGUGUAUUUUAUAGUGAAGGACCAUACAGAGGGGAUGUGUGUGUGUGUGUGUGUGUGUGUGUGUGUGUGUGUGUGUGUUACGGUGCAGAUCCACUAGCACUUCACUACAUUUUGUCGUGUCGCAUUCCACUCUAGUCCUAUGGGUGACGUCAAGCGACUUUAACACGCCCGCAAAGCAUUCCGGGAAGGCAGCGCUGCAUUUGAAAAUAUGUCGCGUGUCAAAAAGCUGGGCGAUGCCCAUCUUAAUGCAAAUGAAUCCGUCUUACAAGACAAAUAAUGUUUUAACUAUCUCUUCCACGGCCACCUAGUAGUCCAUAAAACAAACGAAACUAGGAUUUGGAUGAAUAUAUUGACUGUUGGUGUUUCUGGUGAGGAUUUGAGAUUGC